CCCGCUGAGGCGGAGACUUUGUCGCGGCGGGCCAGGCCCCCGGGCGCCCGCCAUGGCGGGGCAGCGGGUGGAGGUCGAUGGCGGGAUCCUGGAAGGGGGCGGCCAGAUCCUAAGAGUCUCCACGGCUCUGAGCUGCCUCCUGGGCCUCCCCCUGCGGGUGCAGAAGAUCCGGGCUGGCCGCAGCACGCCCGGCCUGAGUCCUGGAGACUGGAAGUUCAAGAUCAAGGUGCUGGCAGGGCCUCAGCAUUUAUCUGGACUGGAAAUGAUUCGAGAUUUAUGUGAUGGGCAACUGGAGGGGGCAGAAAUUGGCUCAACAGAGAUAACCUUUACACCAGAGAAGAUCAGAGGUGGCGUCCACACAGCAGACACCAAGACAGCAGGGAGCGUGUGCCUCCUGCUGCAGGUCUCCAUGCCCUGCGUCCUCUUUGCUGCUGCUCCAUCAGAGCUACAUCUCAAAGGGGGAACUAAUGCGGAAAUGGCACCACAGGUCGACUACACAGUGAUGGUUUUCAAGCCAAUUGUUGAAAAAUUUGGAUUCAAAUUUAAUUGUGACAUUAAAAUGAGGGGAUAUUACCCAAAAGGGGGUGGUGAAGUGGUUGUUCGAAUGUCACCAGUUAAACAGUUGAAUCCAAUAAAUUUAACUGACCGUGGCUCCGUGACUAAGAUAUAUGGAAGAGCUUUUGUUGCUGGUGUUUUGCCAUUUAAAGUAGCAAAAGACAUGGCGGCAGCAGCUGUGAGAGGCAUCAGAAAGGAGAUUCGGGAUUUAUACGUCAACAUUCAGCCUGUUCAGGAGCCCAGAGACCAAGCGUUUGGCAAUGGCAGUGGCAUUAUAAUUAUUGCUGAGACAUCCACUGGCUGUUUGUUUGCUGGGUCAUCGCUUGGUAAACGAGGUGUAAAUGCAGACAAAGUUGGAAUUGACGCUGCCGAAAUGCUGUUAGCAAAUCUCAGACAUGGCGGUGCUGUGGAUGAAUAUCUACAAGACCAGCUGAUUAUUUUCAUGGCAUUAGCCAAUGGCGUUUCCAGAAUAAAAACAGGACCAGUUACACUCCAUACGAAAACAGCUAUACAUUUUGCUGAACAACUAGCAAAGGCUAAGUUUACGGUGAAGAAAUCAGAAGAUGAAGACGACGCCUCCAAAGACACUUACAUUAUCGAAUGCCAAGGAAUUGGGGUGACAAAUCCACAUCUGUAGGGGAUUCAUUCUUCAAUGAUGCCUCAAUGAUGUAUUGCAUUAAUUCAUUUUGUAAAUACUGUAAGGCAGUGAGUAGGAGGUAACUUAUCAAAGGAUCUGACCUAAAGUACAUUGUUCUAGAUUUGCUGAGAAUGUUUCAUAAAAUUAGUCUUAUUUAGAGGAUCCCUUGACAUGGACAAGGAAAUCUGAGAGUUGGCGUAUAUGUAUAAUACCUGAUCUCAAUAUUAAAGGAUUGAAAUAAAAUAUUCUUUACACCCAAAA
Carlito syrichta (Philippine tarsier) is the source of this 1453-nucleotide messenger RNA. It is a transcript of the gene RTCA, whose product is annotated as RNA 3'-terminal phosphate cyclase. Lineage: Eukaryota; Metazoa; Chordata; Mammalia; Primates; Tarsiidae. Gene Ontology annotation, biological process: RNA processing. Gene Ontology annotation, cellular component: nucleus. The transcript is spliced from 12 exons. Bases 53 to 1192 code for a protein of 379 amino acids. The record is from RefSeq and is a predicted model, not a curated record. Gene Ontology annotation, molecular function: RNA-3'-phosphate cyclase activity.